Messenger RNA from Orbicella faveolata, 5092 nucleotides. RefSeq lists its product as uncharacterized. NCBI's taxonomy places the organism in Eukaryota, Metazoa, Cnidaria, Anthozoa, Scleractinia, Merulinidae. The record is from RefSeq and is a predicted model, not a curated record.
CCCGUUUAUUCACAACUGGCAUGUCCUUUUUUUAUCAGGAGCAAGUUCCUGUGUGAAGCUGAAUCUCUUUGAAGAAGCCAUUAACUGGUGUGAUCAGGGAUUAGCAGUAUCCUUAGACACAAAACAAAUAUAAGAAUUUGUGUAAGCUGCAAAAAAAUAUACAUCAUAUCAAACUUUGUCUUCGAAUUUUGGUUAGAAAAUAGAAGACAGAGCACAGCAACCUUUCAGGCUAAAUUAAGCUGUUGCCAGUAUUAUAGACAUCAAUGCCUUAACGUAAGAAAGAACGACCCUGGGAAUGAGAAAUUGUUGAAAACAAGAAAAAUGUGUACGAAUGCGAAGGCCACAUGUGGUGAUGAAGCUGAGAAACAAAAAGAAGAAAGAGCCAGGGAAGGAAUGGCCUACGCCAUCAUGGGCAAUGAUUGUCUCUCUCGUGGAGAUUUGAAAGGAGCAGUAGAGUACCAUCAGCAGUAUCUUACUAUCACCCAAGAAAUCGGAGACAGGCUUGGAGAAGGGCGCGCUUGUCGCAGCCUUGGUGACCGGUACUACUCCCUUAGAGAUUUUAACAAAGCAGUAGAGUACCAUCAGAAGUACCUCGCUAUAAGCAAAGACAUCGAAGAUAGGCUUAGUGAAGGGCGCGCUUGUAACAGCCUUGGUCUCGCGUAUUACGCCCUUAAGCGUUUUACCAAAGCCACAGAGUAUUUUCAGCGGUAUCUCAGUUUUACCAAAGAAAAGGGUGACAAAGCUGCGGAGGGUCGUACUUAUGACAGCCUUGGCAAUGCUUAUUUCUUUCUUAGUGAUUUCCAAAAAGCCAUAGAUUCCUACCAGCAGCGUCUUAGCAUCGCCACAGAGGUGGGAGACAAAAAUGGGGAAGGACGCGCUUAUAGCAGCCUAGGCAGAGCGUAUUUCUCUCUCAGUAAUUUUGAAAAAGCUGCAGAGUACCACAAACUGUAUCUUAGUUUCACUAAAGAUGCUGGAGACAAGGCUGCAGAGUGCGGUGCGUGUGUCAGCCUGGGAAAUGACUAUCUAUCUCUCGGUGAUUUCCAAAAAGCCACAGAUUUCUACCAACUGGGUCUCAGCAUUGCCAAAGAAGUGGGAGACAAAGCUCGCGAAGGACGCGCUUAUGGAAGCCUUGGCAAUGCGUGUCUUCGUCGCGGUGAUUUCAAAAAAGCCAAGGACUACUACCAGCUAGAUCUUAAAAUUGCCGAAGAUAUUGGAGACAGAGCCGGAGAAGGACGAGCACAUUGCAAUCUCGGUAGUGCAUACUUCUCUCUCGGUAGUUUCAACGACGCCAUAACGUCUUACAAGUUAAGUCUUAAUAUUGCCACAGAACUCGGAGACAGAGCUUCAGAAGGACGAGUUUAUGGAAAUCUUGGCAAUGUGUAUGACUCUCAAGGUCUUGUGGACAAAGCUCUAGAGUGCCAUCAACUACGUCUAAGUGUUGCCAAAGAAUUGGGAGACCGUGUUGGAGAAGCAAGCGCCUAUCUAAGUCUUGGCAACGCUUAUCACUCUCUCGGUGAUUUCAGCAAAGCCAUUGAUCACCAUAACCUGAGUCUUGGUAUUGCCAAAGAAAUUGGAGACAGGCUUGGAGAAGGAAAUGCCUUUGCAAAUCUUGGCAGUGCUUAUAGGUCAACCGGAAAAUUUCAGUUAGCCAAAAACUACCACAAGCUAGAACUUAAAACAGCCAAAGAAUUGGGUGACAAAGCCGGAGAGGGACGUGCCUAUGGAAAUCUUGGUAUUGAUUAUCGCCUGCUCGGCAAUUUCAACAAAGCAAUGAAAAACCACGAGAAAUCUCUCCGUUUAGCCGAGGAAGUGGGGAACAGGGUAGGCGAAGGAAGCUGUUACGGCAAUCUUGGCAAUGUCUACUUCUCACUCGGCAAUUUUGAAAAAGCUAAAGAAAAUAUCGAAAAGCGUCUUAAAAAAGCCGAAGAACUGGGAGACAAGGCUGGAAAAGGAAACGCUCUUGGCAAUCUUGCCAGUUGUUAUCUGUCUCUCGGUGAUUUCGAAAAAGCCUCGGAUUUCUACCAACUGCGUCUUAAUAUUGCCAAAGAGAUUGGAGACAGGGCAGGGGAAGCACGCGCUUAUGGAAAUCUUGGCAACGUUUGUGACUCUCUAGGGAAAAGAGAAAAAGCCAUAGAAUACCACAAGAUCUGUCUUGGAAUUGCCAAAGAUAUCGGAGACAAAGAUGUGGAAGGCAAUUGUUAUUGCAAUCUUGGCGUUGUUUACCUCUCUCUCGGUGAUUUCCAAAAAUCCAUAGAGUACCACGAACAACAUCUUGGUAUUGCCAAAGAAUCGGGGGACACAGUGGGACAGGGACGCGCUUAUGGCAAUCUUGGCGAAGCUUAUCACUCCCUGGGUGAUUUGUGUGGAUCCGAAGAUUUUUAUAAACUAUCUGUGGAACAGUAUGAUGCCGUAAGGAAUCUUCUUCAGCCCAAUGAUGAUGAAUGGAAAAUUAGCCUACGUCAUCAAAAUGAUGAAGUGUACAUUGCGUUAGUGACAGUUUUGUUAAAGCAAAAAAAGAUUACUGAAGCCCUUCUCACGGCUGAGCGAGGUCGCGCACAUGCCCUGAUGGACCUGAUGAUGUCCCAGUAUGGUGUUCAGUUUACCCUUCCUCAGCCAAGUGUCAAACAAAGCGACGUUGUGAAAACUAUAAGUAGCAUUACGACCCAAACGGUUUUCAUAGCCGCUGGUGCAAGAGAACUCAACUUCUGGGUGCUGCAAAAAGAAGGGCCUGUACUCUUUCGACGAAAGGAAAUUAGCAACGCAUAUUUAAAGGAAGAUGUGUUCAAAUCUCUUCAUUCUUUGACAAAAAAUGCUUAUGACGAAAUUCGGGUUAAUCGUAAUGUUCAGUGCGAGAAUCGUGCCCUGGAGGAGCCAACAGUUAAGGAUCUGGUCCAGAAGAGGUGUGAAGAAGACGGAAAGAUUUCACACAGCAAAAGCAGUCCCUUACAAAACCUUUAUGAACUGAUCAUUAAUCCAAUUUCGGAUUUAAUUGAAGGUUCUGAGCUGAUCAUUGUUCCCGAUGGACCGAUUCUCUUGGCUCCUUUCUCUGCAUUUCGUGAUCACUGUUCGAAGUUCUUGUGCGAAUCCUUCACAGUAAGGCUGAUUCCUUCGCUGUCCAUUUUGAAACUGAUGGCAGAAUCCUCCGAACGUUACUGUAGUGACGGCAAGGUACUACUCGUUGGAGAUCCUUGGGUAGCUGAAAUUAAAAGGAAAGGAAAAAGACGCUUGGAGCAACUUGAAUUCGCCAAGAAGGAAGUACAAAUGAUUGGAAAGAUUCUAAAUGUCACUCCUCUUGUUGGCAAAGAAGCAACAAAAGCGGAAGUGAUGGGACGGCUCGCCUCGGCUCCCUUGAUUACAUAUUGCAGCACAUGGAAGCAUGGAGACUGGUGAAAUCGCUUUGUCACCAAACCCUCCAAGUUCCGAAAGACCCUACAACGCUCCAAAGAAAGAAGACUACAUGCUAACAAUGGAAGAUGUGCUGAAUAUGCAGCUUCACGCUCGGCUGGUUGUGCUGAGUUGCUGCCACAGUGCUCACGGAGAUAUUAAGGCUGAAGGCGUGGUGGGCAUAGCCCGGGCUUUUCUUGGUGCUGGUGCGCGGUCUGUGCUGGUUUCACUGUGGGCGAUUGACGACGAAGCUACACUGGAGUUCAUGAGUUGUUUUUACCAGCAUUUGCUGGAAGGAAAGAGAGCCAGUGAAGCCAUCAACCUGGCCAGGAAAUGCCUCAGAGAAUCCGAACGCUUCAGUGACGUCAAGCACUGGGCUCCAUUUAUGCUUGUUGGCGAUGACGUAACCUUGGACCUCGGUGAAAAGGAAUAAACGUCUUUACGCUAUGACGAAGACUUUUUCCACUAAACCAAAACGACUGUUGCUUCAGUUCUGACGUACUGGUUUCGAAUACCGUACCAUGUUUUUAUCACGGACUGACUUAGCGCUUUCCACUAUAUGAUCUUUAGUAUAGAACUGUAGGAUAAUUCCAUUUCUAGAUCGAAAGAGAGGAAAACAGUGUACAACCGGCCGCGACCGGCCACCAAGUAGUGCAAAGGCCAUGAGAACGAGGUUGAACAUUGUAAAUAGGCUUUAAAACGAAGACGUUUGCUUUUCAAGAAUGUUUAGGAAAUAUGUAAUGAUAUUUUUUCGACUAAUCAUUUGUCAAUCUGUCUUCAUUUUAAGAAUUUGUUAGGCCCUGCCACACAUAUCAGUUUUUGUUUCAAAACGGAGACUUUUUUUUCCUCCGUUUCAAAAAAUAUCUGCGUCCACAUGUUGCGUUUCUGAAUCGUUUUGCCCGUCCGAAAACGCAACAAUGACUGAAAAUGGCUGAAAAUGGUACCAUCUUUUGAUGAGAGCAUACGCACUCACUGGUGACCUCAUUAUGGUAUCCUUGCCCUCGAUGUAUGGUCUACGUUCUUCCGUAAAUUUGCAGACAGAGCCUUGACUCAUUCUAAAAUUCUUCCUCCACUCCUCCUGUGUGACUACUUGGUCAACAAAGUUGUCUCACCAAGCACUCGUACGUCCUAGACGAACCCAAAAUCUUCGAACCCUUGCUUGUCGACCUCUAUUCAAUCGUUUGACGCCUCCUGUUGUUUUAAAACGGCAAUGAAAGAAAAUUAUGUUGCGUCGUCUUCUUGCAUAAUCGCCUUGCACAUCUAACAUCGCAAAAUGUGACUGAAACCUUGCCAUGAUACUUGCAAGAAGCCCAAGUAGGCAGUGAAAGAGUAGCAAUGCCUCUCUCCACCAUGUUGACUUUGUGUCAUCGCGUGCUCGGGCUAGGCUGGAUCCAACACCGUGACGUAAUCGUUUUCAAAAACCUCCGUUUUCAUACGUCCAUACGAGUACAGCAAAAUGGCGUUUUUUGAAAAUCUCCACUCUGAAGAGCGUUUUUGAAAGGAUGUUUUUGGUGACCGUUUUCGCCGGAUACGUUUGGACGAAAGGCCCGACCGAAGAAAAAAAUAUCCUCGUUUCCAAACAAAAACGGACACGAGUGGACGGGGCCCUAGUGUUUCUGGUAAAUAGCAUGGAGCACUUAGUCAUGUUUGUGUAUAAAAUUUGUUAGGGUAGGCUCCAUUUCCACGUAAGGAGCGCUGGCUUCUUCCC